GUGUGUGUGUGUGUGUGUGUGUGUGUGUGUGUGUGUGCACGCAUACAUCUGCUUCUGUCCAUUAAACCCAGAAAAAAAAAAACACGAUAAUAAAACAAAGCGGAGAGAAAAAGAAAGAAAACAAAUUGAGUUACAGUGGUGCCGGCGGUGUUGUCGUAAAUCAAGGCAAACACAACACUAAUGAGUGAAACACAAGUCCGCCAGAGGCACGCCAGUGAAGACUCGUGCAGUUUUUACACCCUCGCUAUCUGUGGCUGCGUGUGAGUGGCUGCGCACCAAACCGGUUCUCGUAAUAUAUCUGUAAAUUCAUAAAUCUAACUUGAAGCGGGUUUCUCUCCUCAUCAGAACACAGGUGAGGAGAACCACCGCCAAUUAACCUGUCGGUGCAACUUUGGCGGCCACACACGGGAGGAGAGACGGGCGGCGUGGCGGGAGGCGGUGGUGGGCUGCCGGGAUGAGUGGUGAGGUGAGUCGCGCCCCCACAGUGCACUCCCCGGGGGCGACGAUGAGGCUCGGGGCAUGGGCGUGGUUACUGUGCCUCGCCGUCACCGCCAGAGAGGGCAGCGGGGAAGGCGUGCUGACGAAGGGUGUGGUUGCCUACAACAGCUUCAAGCCCCUCAGACGCUCCCCCAGGGCCUUCUGCUCCCAAUCUAUCACCAUCACGCCCUCCCGCGAUGACCUGUACUGGCAUGUGGGAGGAGUGAAGGAGGUGUGGUGCUCUGUGGUGAAGCCAAACGAAACCAAUGUAGCUGCCGAAAACCUUGUCUUCUUUAAGAACAGUGAAGUUCUCCCACAUCAGAUGGUGAACAGCACAACCAUUGGCGUCACCCUGAACCUGACAGAGCCUGACGAGUUUAAGCUGAUAUGUACUGACAGGAAUGGCAACACGUGUGUGGCGCAGGUCAAGAUUGGAUACGAGCCGUUGGAGGUGAAGGACCUGAAGUGUAUCUCGCAUAACUGGGAGUCCUUUUCGUGUCACUGGAAUCUUUCUGACAACCCAGUGCAGGAAGAGGAAUACGUGCCUUACCUCAUAUCCACCGAGGACCCUUCAAAGAAAAACCUCUGCGGCUGUACCGACAAGGAUAGCCUGCUGGACGACACCUGCUCAUGCCGCGAAAACUGCUGCCUAUGGUCCGGCGAGCAGUACUUCAACACCGACCGGCAGGUGGUGGUGAUGUUCCAGGCCACCAAUGAGCUGGGCGACGCUAACUUCAACUACACCAUUGACAACUACGCCGUGGUGGUGCCCGCCAAGAUGUCCAACGUGAGCGUGGCGGGCGUGGCGGGGCGGCGCGAGGCGGUGGUGUGGUGGAAGCUGGCGGCUCCGAUGGGCACCUUUGCCGAGGCGGCCGCGGGCGUGGUGGUGCAGGUGGACCACCGCUUGGCCCAGGGCGUGGACUCACCACUAGUACCAGCACCAUCACUACCAUCAUCAUCAUCAUCAUCAUCACCAGCAGCAGCAUCACGAUCCUGGAUCCAGGGGGCGCCGCUGCCGUGCCACAACCACGCCUGCAAGACCGGCCAGCACACAAUCUCGCUGGAGUUCUGGUGGUGCCGCUUCGAAGUGCGUGUGCGCGUGCGCUCUGCCGCGGCUCCAGCGCCCUUGGAGGAGGACGAAUGGUGGUCAGACUGGGAGCCCCGCAACGUGACGACCCCGCCCUCUGCGCCCAACACCCCGCCGGCGGUGGGCCCCGGCACUUUCCAGGUGGCGGCGCGCGGGUUCCCGGGGCUGUGUGAUGUGACCCUCACCUGGCAGCAGGUGCCGCCGCUCCUCCACAACGGACCUGACUUCGGAUACCUGGUGCAGGUGUGCGGCGCCUCACGCGGUGGCGAGGGCGAGGGAGAAUGCGAGGGCGAGGGCGAGGCGGUGUUGGCGCAGGUCGCCGUCAGGGAAAGCUUCGUGGUGUUCCGCAACUUGUCCACCGCGGCGCCCUACACGCUGCGGGUGGCGGCAAGGAACAGCGAGGGCCACAGCGGCACCUGGGGGGCGGUGAGCGUGCCUCCCGACCGACCCGCGCUGCCCCUGCUGCCGGUGGUGGUGCAGCACGACAGGGCGGGGCAGGACACCCUGUACGAGCUGCGCUGGUAUCCCGGGGACGCGACGAGCCACACUGUGUACGUGUGCACUGGCGAGCAUGAAGGCACCAACCCGUGCACGGGCCAGCUGGCCUGGACCACCGUGGCCAACGCCUCAGCCGCCAACCUCACACUGCGGGACUUCGGGCUGCUUGGCGCGGCGGAGCAGGUGACCUUCGCCUUGUCGAGGGAGGACCAGGCCGGGACGUCCAGCGGCCUGGCGUGGGACCGCUGCUUCACCCCGCAGCCGUUCAACACAGCUCGCGAUCCGCCCAGUCCGGGGAAAGAGCCCCUUGCUGGAAGCUCGUGGGUGAAGCUGUCGUGGUCACUGGACUGCCGCUCGUGGGCGGGCGUGGUGGAGGCCAUGGAGGCUGCCUACUGCCGCGGCGCGCACCGCUACCCGUCCAACUGUACAGCGGUGGUGGUCGAGGCGCGGGACGUGUGGCAGAAGUCGUUCAUGUUGCAUGAUUUGGAGAGCGACGCGCAGUAUACGGCGUGGCUCAGGAUACUGUACCGCAGCGGCCUCUCACAGUGGUCAGAGAGCGUCACCUUCAGCACAAGCACGGCAGGUGUGAAGGCGUGGCUGAUCGUGGUGGUGGUGACGGUGGCCCUUCUCUCCACCGUGGCCGUCCUGCUCGUCCUCGUCUACAGCAAGAGGAAAUUUGUGGAUAAUCUGAAGAAGUUACGCCUGCAGCCUUCCCUUCCUUCUGGUCUUGUUCCUGAGGGGCAGCAGGAUUCUCGUGGCUGCGGCGGUGGCGGUGGCGGCGGCGGGGAGGGCGGCGCUGAUGGCAUCCCUGUCGAUAAAAACACUAUUUCGGGCCUCGUCAAGAACCCCAGUUACUCCCACAUCCUGCCCACAAUUUUCGGCAGGAGGCCGUCCUUGACCAUGGAAGAGGAGAGGGACAACGAGGUCAGCGGGCGUGGCGUGGCUUGGGGCGGCACAGUGGCGCCCUCUGCACACUACCAUCGAGGGGAGACUGACGACAACGCUCACAACGCAGCCGCCGAACAAGCCGCGACUGACGAGGGUGGCGAGUUCUCCUGCAGCGCCUCCUCCUCCACGUCAGAGCCACUGCUGAGGCGGCGGGCUCCUGGCUACGUGGUGCCUUACUUCCCAGAGAGUGAGAGUGAGGUCCGCGAUGCCUCCCCCACAGAGCCGCUCUUCCCGAGGAGUGAGGCGGGGCGGCAGGCAGGCGGGGGAGGGGGCAGCCUCGGUGGUGGUUGUGGUGGUUACGUUGCGCCAUCAGAGUGUCACUGGCUUCCCGGCACUUCAGGGUACGUGGCGGUGCAGCACGGGCACGACACUGGCGCCUCAGCUCCGGGCUACGUGCAGGCUGAUGCCUUUCCCACGCCACUGUCGCUCCUGGCGCGGCAGACGCCAGGAAUUGCCCCGCUGAGGGUCACUGGUAUGUGGGCCUUGACUCGCCGGUGGUGGGGGGUGACCCUGCACGCUCCCAGGACCCGCCAGACCUGA
This is a messenger RNA of Portunus trituberculatus (swimming crab), 3550 nucleotides long. RefSeq lists its product as uncharacterized. The record is from RefSeq and is a predicted model, not a curated record. The coding region runs from base 455 to 3550 and encodes 1031 amino acids. Gene Ontology annotation, molecular function: protein binding. The transcript has 17 exons. NCBI's taxonomy places the organism in Eukaryota, Metazoa, Arthropoda, Malacostraca, Decapoda, Portunidae.